Molecule: messenger RNA, 753 nt
Organism: Emiliania huxleyi CCMP1516
Lineage: Eukaryota; Haptophyta; Isochrysidales; Noelaerhabdaceae
Exons: 3
Coding region: 1-753 (250 amino acids)
Source: RefSeq, a predicted model, not a curated record
AUGGCUGGCGGUAACCCAGCAGGCGAGCCGUGUCCGUCCAUUGCCCGUCGCUUCUACGCAAAGAGCGCGGACGGGCUCCUCCCGUGCAGCCUCCGCUUUGUGGACCGCUUCCUGCGCUGGGAGUGCGGCCGCCACCUCCUCGGGCUCGGCCUCUUCCCCGACGCGAAGGAGAUCUCCGAGUCGGUCGCGUGCCUGCAGGCGGUGCUCGAGCACUGCGCACAGCACGCCUUCUCGCCCGCGAGCGGCGACACGCUCGUCGUCUGCGUCGGCGACGGCCGCACGCCGCGCACGGCGGCCCUGGAGCUGAGGCACGCCAACCUGCUCUCCCAGGAGGCGAGCGACGCAGCGCGCGCGCAGCGGGCGCGGCUGCGGACGGAGCUCCGCUCGAUCGCGCGGCUGCGGCUGCUGUCGUGCCGAGCCGAGGAGGCUGCUGUCUGGGUGGCUGCGCGCGUCACCUCGGUGGUUGUGAUGCUUCCGCACGCGCACGUCACGCCCGACGAGGCGCUCGGCUGCCUGCGCUUCGGCGGCGAGCGAGAGCGGGGGUCGGCCGUCCCGGCCAUUGCGGUGGUGCAGCUCCCUUGCUGCGGCUACGUCUGGCACGGCACCGCUCUGGGGCAGCCGCCCGACGUCGAGAGGCUGGACGGGCGGAUCUGCGCCGCAGCGCGGACGGUGCGGGUGUGGAGGGACGUGUCGGCGCACUUCAACUUUGGCGCCUCCGCGCGCGGGCUGGGCGCGAGGACCGCGGGAGGGUAG